Messenger RNA from Aspergillus wentii DTO 134E9, 495 nucleotides. RefSeq lists its product as uncharacterized. The coding region runs from base 1 to 495 and encodes 164 amino acids. Gene Ontology annotation, cellular component: membrane. The record is from RefSeq and is a predicted model, not a curated record. The transcript has 3 exons. Lineage: Eukaryota; Fungi; Ascomycota; Eurotiomycetes; Eurotiales; Aspergillaceae.
AUGGCCUCUCUACUCACUACAAUCGGCCUCCGUGCCGCCGACACACCAGUCCCCAACCACGCCGCCGCCUUUCUGAUCGCCAACUGGUUCUUCGCAUACGGCGUGCUGAGUACCCGCCCGGCCAAACGCUGGUAUCGCCUCGACCACAACGUCGCUCCUCGGGAGGAUCUCACCAAAUAUGGUGAGGCAGCCGUCCAGGCAGGAAAAUUGAGCCGGAAGACGUUGAACCGACUCAAGCGACAAGAAGCGGCAAGCGCGAAUGCCACCGAAGGAUACACCUUGUUUGUUGCAGCGAUCUUACUGGCUCUCCACACCAAACUCCCAAACGAAACUAUUAACGGUAUCGGGACAUGGUAUUCCCUCUCCCGACUGGUUUUUGCAGGGGUGUAUCUCUGGGUCGAAUCCGAGGGAUUGAGCUUCAUCCGAUCUAUUGCAUGGUGGUCGGGAAAUAUCAGCUGUAUAACGGCGAUUGUGUUGGCAGGAAAGAGCCUGUAG